AUGAGCACCAUCAUCUUGCCCGAAGGCACCUCUUACGUCGCCGCUGGACUUUUGUCCACGACGAUUCUCCUCGCAUGGCAGUCUAUCGUCGUCUCGAAGGCCAGAAAGUCCGCAAAAAUCGAAUAUCCCCGUCUGUAUGCUGAGAAGGCCGAGCAGGACGCGUCGAUUGAUGCACUAAAAUUCAACUGUGCACAGCGCGCACAUCAAAACACCCUGGAGAACAUGCCCAUCAUCUUGACCACUUCGCUCGUUACGGCCCUGAGCUACCCAAAGCUUGCCGGGGUCGCGUGCGGCUGCUGGUCUGUUGCUCGAGUCCUCUAUACUUCCGGCUACGCUACUGGUGACCCAAAGAAGCGUCAACGCGGUGGGUGGGGGUCUCUCAUCUUGCUUGGUCUCCUUGCGUCCUCGGGCAAGGCCGUAUAUGAUCUUUUCAUGGCUGGCAUUUAG
Molecule: messenger RNA, 447 nt
Organism: Heterobasidion irregulare TC 32-1
Lineage: Eukaryota; Fungi; Basidiomycota; Agaricomycetes; Russulales; Bondarzewiaceae
Gene: GST2
Product: MAPEG family
Exons: 7
Coding region: 1-447 (148 amino acids)
Cellular component (GO): nuclear envelope; endoplasmic reticulum; membrane
Molecular function (GO): glutathione transferase activity; glutathione peroxidase activity
Source: RefSeq, a predicted model, not a curated record